Molecule: messenger RNA, 5373 nt
Organism: Perca fluviatilis (European perch)
Lineage: Eukaryota; Metazoa; Chordata; Actinopteri; Perciformes; Percidae
Gene: mafk
Product: v-maf avian musculoaponeurotic fibrosarcoma oncogene homolog K
Exons: 3
Coding region: 407-889 (160 amino acids)
Biological process (GO): regulation of transcription by RNA polymerase II
Cellular component (GO): nucleus
Molecular function (GO): RNA polymerase II cis-regulatory region sequence-specific DNA binding; DNA-binding transcription factor activity, RNA polymerase II-specific
Source: RefSeq, a predicted model, not a curated record
AUAGCAUACUUUCUGUCACUCGAAUGAUUUUUUUGGGGGGAAAUGGAAGUUAGUAAACUCACUGACUGUCCCGUUUAAACGAAUUCAUAUCCCCUUUAAUUCUGGCACGGUUCAUUUCAACGCGGGAUUUAAUUCGGCUUCUAUAAUGCAAAAAUACCAGCCUACUUUUGACAUUGGAAACAACACGUGGUCUGCAUUUUAGCCAUGUGGGACAAAGGGCACGAUGUGAAGUUAGACCACCAGGGCUGACUGGCCUACACACAAUAAAUCACUCUGGAAGAAGAAAAUACUUUAUCCUUCUGUUGAGCUAUCAUUUCUGGUCUACAUAAAUCUUUAUGACUUGGGUAAAGAUAAGGAAACCGUGUCUUAAAGUGGGUCUUCUGUGAGAUUCUGGCCAGUUGUCUGCAUGCAGGGAAUGACGACUCAUUUUAAGACGAGCAAAGCUUUAAAGGUCAAGAAGGAGGUGGGUGAGAAUGCCCCGGCGGUCAGCGAUGAUGAGUUGGUGGCCAUGUCCGUGCGGGAGCUCAACCAGCACCUGCGUGGGCUGACCAAGGAUGAUGUUGCGAAGUUGAAGCAGCGGCGACGGACCCUGAAAAACCGGGGCUACGCUGCCAGCUGCCGCAUCAAACGUGUCACCCAGAAGGAGGAGCUGGAGAGACAAAAGACAGAGCUGCAGCAUGAGGUAGACAAGCUAGCCCGCGAGAAUGCUAGCAUGAGGUUGGAGCUGGAUGCCCUGCGAGCCAAGUAUGAGGCCUUGCAAUGUUUUGCCCGGUCUGUGACCCGCGGGCCCCUCUCUCCAGGCAAGGUGGCCACCACCAGCGUCAUCACCAUCGUCAAGUCCACCAACCGCAACAACUCCAGCCCGUCCCCGUUCUCAACUCUCUCCUAGUGUUGACAGGACUGGGCUCUCCUUCUGCCUGGUCCUUCCCGGUUCCAACCCAGCCUGAACCCACUAAUCCUGUUCUGAAAGGACCCUCAGUAGAAAGACUGAGGGAUGGAAUACGAUGGCAAGCUCUAUGUGAUGUUAUGCUGCAUUCACAACUCUGUCUCCCUAUUUCUGUCUCUCUUACACAAUCUAAAUUGUCUGUGCACUGUGCAACCCCCCCAUCCUCCCAACCCCCCAGCACUGGCAGGGUACUGGGCCUCGGUGACCCUUCUUCCAUGACUGUUAGCAGAGAUUUGCUUUUUACUCCAGUGUAAAAAAGUAUUUGACAUGCCUUAACAUGGCAGCAUUGGCCUGGGACUGCUCUGAUGCUAUUGAGCAUAAAACUUGAGAUUUAAGUAGUACAUAUGUGACAGUAAAGCUAUUUGCAAAGCCUAUGCCAAAUCCCACUUUCUGUACGUAGAAGUGUCUCAAUGUAAAUUGAGCCUUUGAAGCUUUUCCCUUCAAAUGAUCAAUACAAGUUCUUAUAGAAUACUAACAUGUAGUUUGACACAAAGACGAGGAUGUGUUGUUCCAGCCUUGAGGUUAGGUGGACGCCCCAUUAAAGCCAAUUACCAGAGGUCUCCAACCAGUUGCCUUUAGGAGCAGCCAAACAUAUGUUUUCACUGAUUAGUUAGUCUUCUCUUUUGGAAGGUUCUAAGCCUUGAAAUCACCUGUUGUAGUGUUUGUUUGGAGUUUAAACUUGGCUACACAUGGCUCUCUAUGGCCCAUUUGGAGAGCACUGCAUUAUAUAGUUUGAUAACUGACCAGUGUUCAGCUAAAGGCCUCUACUCGUGAUGCGCUAUUGUUCAUAUUUCUGUCUUGGUUAUGCAGUUUUACUCGGUGGUCAUACCAAAUAGCUGUUUUAGUAUGUAGGGAAAGUAAUGCCAGAGAAUAGCAGUCAGUACACUCCAGUAAAGGCUUCCAUACUCCUGAUGGUCUAAUUUAAGAGUUUUGAAGGUUUAAAAGUUUAAAACUCAAUCAUUAGGCCAGAUUUUGUUUGCAAGUCUUUGCUAGACUAUAUCGACUCCACUUUUAAAAUAUUAUUACAAUAUGGCUAUUUGUGCCGUUUUUCGCCUACUGGCAACCACACAAAGAUUAAAAAUAAAAAAAACAUUUCUUACAUAUACGUCAGGUAAAUCAGCUUUUAAAGAAUUUAAUUUGCUGUAAUUAGGGCUCAUCCAUGGAACGCUUGAAAUGUGCUAGUAGUUUGAAGAGAAAUUGUUGGUUUUGUCAGUGAGGCUGAAAAGUGUAUAGUUAGCUCUGUUGUUUAAGGUGUUCGACAGGUGCUGCAAUGUGACUGUUGGUAUCUUAAUGGCCCUUUGACUAGAAAAAGUAUUCAUCUAAUAUUUUAAAAUGCAAAGGAGGUGAAUACUUGUUUUCCACAGAUUGAAAAUUAUAAUUUGGUUGAACAGGUAGAUUUGGGAAGAGUAAAAUGUAGAGUUGGAAAGUGAUCUUUGGGCCAGAUUUGUUUGGAUUCAAAAGAUCGGAUAUUGUCCAGAGUCUAUCAUUAUAUAGCACUUAAAUACAACUUUUAAGAUGCAGUAUAAAAGAAAACUUACAUGGGCAACUGAUUCAAGAAUUGGAGAAGAUUACAGAGGGUAUUCUUGCAUUACUGAUGUUAUUUGGGCUUAAUUACAUGAUGAUUAAAUGUGGUGUGACCACAUACUGUAAGGUAAAGCCUAAUGCAACUAAGGAUGGUAUGCUCUCUGAUAUGUAUGCCACAGCACUUACUGGGUGAUGUUUUGCCUCUUUACUUUAAACGGCACUCUUUCGUAAGUAAUCCAUAUUGGAUAUAGUGAUAAUGAGAGUGGUCCUUACAAGUGAAAUGCAAUUCAACUUACUUCCUGUAUAUUACAGACUACCGAAAUGAUAAAGCUCCCACUGCCUCAGUUGUCACUUUACAUUCAGAACUCCGUCCAAAUAUAAAUCAUUCCUACUGCUGGGUCAUGAGAAGUGCUGCUGCUGGUGUUGGUAACUCUAAAACAGUAGCUAUUAACUUUGCUUUUGACACACUCUUUUACAAGAGAACUCCUGACGCCCAUCUCUAAAAACAGUGGUGUCAUGACAACUAAAUGCAUUAAACACCUUGCACCUAUUGUACUUUUUCAGAUAUUUAAAUAUGAAAUUCACUUGAAAUCAAGUUGCUCUUACCGAGGAUCCAUUCCUAAUUUGGAGUGAAGUCAAUAGAGAUUGUUCAUGUCAGGAUUUUCUCUUGGCUAAGAGGACAUGACCGUUUUCCCCCUGUUCCAUAGCUGCAAAGAACAGUAUGGGGAACUUUGCUGCUGUACAACCUGCUGUGAUUUUUAAGCAGGGGCAAUGCUGUGUUCUUAUGUAUUUUCACUUUGUUUCUAUGUUGAUACAUCAUAUGUUCUCUUUCUGAUACUUAGUUUUAUAUAUACACCGUAUAUAAAUAUAUAUUACCUAUUUUUCUAUAUUUAUGUCUUACUAUCCUGGAAGUGGUGUGAUUAUGUAAUCAUUCUUAAUCAGUCAAAUUAUGUUAAUGCCGACCUUUUUCUGAUAGAUGUAUUCACAUUUACAAUGAGAAAACUAUUCAUUCAUAACUUAAGUCUUCUUUGUUAGUAUUUAUACCCAAUGAAUAACUAUUCUCAGCACAUUUACUAUUAUUGGACCGACCAUGACUAGGGUUACAUACAGGCUGCAGCUAAUUAUCUGUAAGAGUCAAGAGUUAACAGUUUAAUACAAUAAAUGACAUUUUAACUGCAGGUUCUCACUGUUAGUAAAGAGCACAUGCAUCUUUCAUUUUACUUGAUUGACUUCAGAACUUGUAAAUCUGUUAUAUUUUUAAACAACACCAAUUUAAAUGUAAUUAAGUGAGAGGUUCGGAAUCAAACUAUGAAAAAUAAAUUCAAAGGCAACAAAUUCUACAUAAUUUCUGGAUCAUUUCGCUGGAAAUGUAUGCCAAAUAUUUACGUUAGCAAACUGAUGCUCUCAAAUAUUUAAAACGUGUACAUAAUUCAACACAAGAGCACAGUGGUCUGAUGUGAUUAGUUAAAAAAUAAAAAUAAAAGCCUAACACUGACCAAAUGUUAAAUACUCGGUUGGGCCUUUCGGGCUCCAUUAGUUUAAGAAGAAAUGAGAAUAUUUUAUUCAAAAAAAAAAAAAGAAAACAUGCUCUUAUUUUAAAGUAUUUGCCAGAAAAUAAUUUCAAAGCUGCUAAAGACUGUCCACCCAGACCUCUUUAUGUUUAAGGUCUGUUUUAAGCCUGAGUCAAGAUUGAGUCAGAGGAAUAAUGAUAUAUAUGUUUACAUAAGUCAUUUUUCAGCAAGUUAUUUUACAAGACAAUACAGCUUGAGGAAUUUUCUGACUAACAUUACAGUGACCUCUUGUGGUAAAGUUUCAAAACGAAAUGCUGUAAAAUGAGGUAUUGUUAAAUUUGAGCACAUUAUUGUAAUUGGUUUGGAGGUUCAUGCUUCAAGGCAGCACACCUUUAAAAUACUCUGAAAAUGUUCAGAUAAUGUAAAAAGUAUACACUUCCGUACCGGGCCAUAAUAAAAGACAAACCUCUCUCCAGGUGAAUCAAAUACUUUUGUUAAAUCCAGUGACAUGUUGCUCUUAGGCUAACGACAAGCAAAUCUUUUCCAGACAUAAUCAUUUACAUUUUCUACAAGCCACUUUUUUUGCUAAAAUAAAAGCAGACCUGCAAAUAAUUUUAGGGAGUUUUAUACAGAAAAGUUGACAAGUUGAAGGCUGAAAAAAGGUAUAAACAUUACCUACCAUGUUUCUUUCUUCCUACAGUUGAAGCGACUGCAGCUUGUUACAGUACCAAGGAGCUGUAAUGGAACAGUUUAAGAUAUUAGUGGUUAUUUUACAUUUUUAUAUGAACCAUAACAAUGCAAAUGUAUGUAUGGAAAUGAGGUUUCUUGUAUAUCUUGACUAGCUAUUCAAGGUUUUAAUUUAAAAAAAACAUGGAUUUGAUUAAAUAAGCUGCCACACACAAGCUUUGCCAGUCCUACAAGCUACAGUAUUUAACUUUAGACAUGUAGAAAGUCAAGUUUUAGUAUUGUUUGUAGAUUGAAGAGGUUUUGACUAAUAAAUUAAAAAAAAAAAAAAGCUCCAUGAUAGAAGGAAUGGAGCAUGUAUACAGUAUGGAUGAUAGGGUUGUGGGUGAAAUACAUUAAGUUUGUUCAACAGCAGCUGUUUCUAUGUUAAGUUUGUAGAGAUUAAAAGGAGUUCCUUGUUCUGGUCUCGUAACAAAAUGUUGAGGCUAAACGAGCACAGUAAUAAGGCAGCAUAAACUGAGUAUGUACCCAUCACGACUUGUCAUAAGUCCGCGCAUAUAUAUUUUAUAUUUAUUUCAUUAAAUGGUUUAAUUUUAUUAAAAAGCAUCUAAAUUAUUUUUUUUAUUUUACAUUCAUUUAUGUACAUGUUUUCUCAAUGAACUACCCUCAUGUACAAAUAAAGUAUAUUUGUUUCUGCUCUCUUUUAAA